AUGCUGCACCUGGACACAGACCAAGAUCAGCUGAUGCAAAAUGCGGCGCAGUCCAUGCAGCUGACGCUCAGCGGAACCGAUGCCAAGCGGGAGUAUCUCACCGACGGCCACGACGACACAGAGCUCUUCGUGCAGAUGCGGGAGGCGGUCCGCUCGAAGCUCUUGAAGCGCACGAGCCACAUGAGCUCGGCCUUCAUCCGCGCGGCGGCGGAUGGUAACAUAGAUCAGGUCGACCUCCUGUUGCGAAAGCGAGUGCAGGUGAACACCACAAACUGCGACGGGCGCACCGCCAUGCACUUGGCUGCAGCCGAAGGAAGGGAGCAGGUGAUGAAGUUGCUGAUCGAAGCUGAGGGCAAUGUGAACAAGCAGGACCGGUGGAAAGGGUCCCCGCUCAAAGAUGCAGUGCUGGGGAAAUUCGUGGCUGUAACGGAGCUGCUGGUGGAGCAGCAGGCUGACCUGAAUUUAGACGACCCGGCAACGGCGCUUUGUGAUGCGGCAAGCAGUGGAAACCUCGUCGCUCUCAAGGAGCUGAUAGAGGUGAAGAUUAACCCAGACUCCGGUGACUACGACCUCCGCACUCCGCUGCAUCUUGCGGCCUCGGAGGGGAAGCUGGAGGUCAUCAGUUUCCUUCUGGAGUCCAAGGCCAACCCCAACUUCAAAGACAGGUGGGGUGGGACCGCCCUAGAGGAUGCAAUUCAGAACAACCACACGGUGGUAGCACAGCUGAUCUUCUCGAAGCGAGGGCAACUGCGCCAGGAGCUGGCUGCGGGCUGGCUUUGUGAUGCCGCUUCAGCGGGGAACAUCGUGAAGUUGCAGCAGCUGGCGGAGAACUCAGUGGAUGUGAACUUGGCAGAUUACGACAGCCGUACUGCCCUGCACUUGGCGGCCACGGAGGGCCAGUUGCUGGCCGUGAGUUUCCUUCUCGGAACCGCGCGCGCAAAUAGCUCCCCGCAAGACCGAUGGCUUUCUACGCCUUUGCAGGAUGCCAUUCGCGCCGGCCACGUCCACUGCGCGCGGCUUCUGGCGUUUGCUGGAGCUGCGCUUGGUGACAGCGCAACCGACGAAGACCGGAAGGACUUGUGUGAGCUUUACGCGGAAGAUAUGGCCUCGAGUUCUAACUGGGGCCACAUCCAGGUCUUUCAGCGACGGAUGACCGAAUUGCAGCAACGCGUGGCACGCUUGCUGGUAGCAGUGCUGAAAGGCAGAGCGCGGCCGGAGGUCUUCGACGCCGAAGCAUCGGCCCGAUUCAAUCGGCAGCUGAUCGGCGCUGUUUUGCGUCAGUGUCCGCAAAUCGCUGAGCAAAUGGUUGGCAUGUCGAAUCUCCUUCGCCGGCUGAAUGCGACAGCCAUCGCUCCGAUGUCUUCCUUCCUGGCUCUACUCCAGGACUGCAUUGACUGCACCCAGCACAGCAAGUGGUGGGCAUGGCAUGACAAGCAGGGUGGAACCAGUCAGCGGCCGAGCAAAAAGCAAGACAAAGGAAACAAGGAGGCAAAGCUGGACAAGUCUACUGGCAUGGUGACAAAGCUGAUGGUCUCAACAAUGGGCAUUUGCUCAACCUUAUCUGCGGCCUUAGCGAAAGCGGCGGCUUUGAUCCAAGAGCGGGUGAACAAGACGGUGGAAGAGCGGCACUUGAAGACGAAGGUCUACGUGAUCGAUGACGAGUACUUGGCCAGCAUGUCGGCCCAUAACUCGCCUUCCUAUUCGACUGCCUCCACGUCCGGGAACAAGAGGAGAAAGAAAGGCGGCGCGCGAAGCGUGGCCGGAUCCGUAAAAGCGCCCUCCAUGCGCAGCGCACGAAGCCAGCGAACACAACUGGAGGACAUGACGGAGGAUCCGAGAGAGUCGGGGAGUCACCUUAGCAUCAUUUGCACCGAGGCGGUCUUCGACGCCCUAGAAUGGGAGAUCGACUGGACGGCACCGACCUCGCAAAACUACGGGAUCAACGCAGGGCCUUUGAAGACAAAGUUGGAGGAGCUGGCCAACAGCAUGGUGGGCUCGCAAUCCGGGGUCAUCAUGGAUCUCAUUGACUCCUUGACGCACACUUCGGUGCAGGCCUGGCCGACGCCGAGAGCAGGAUGUGUGGACGAUGCAGCAGAGGCGGUGCGAAAGUCGCGGCGCAACAUGAUCCCUCGUAUCAACGCGCCCUUGGCCAACGAGCUGGCGCUGCUGUCCUUCCUGGCCUUGCUGCAGACUGCCCCCAUGAACAUCGACGGCCAUCCCAGCAAUGAAAAGGUGCUCCAGCGCAUGGACAUUUGCGUGCUCCGUAGUGGCCUGGAGCUGGCCACCGCGGAAGUGAAAGGGGACAUUGCCAAAGCCCGUAAGGAGCUGUCGAAGCAGAACAAGGUCUCUCGAAAGCAGGGCAAGAAGUGGCUCGUGGGCGGACGCUUUGGGCAGCAGAACAACCAGCCGGUCGCGGUAGGGAGGAUCCUCACAAAGCAGCGAGACCUACCUCCAGAGGACAUAUGCGCCAUCAUCGACAUCCAGGAUCCCGAUGUUCAGACAAGCCAAGCGCUCUCCAGCGAUGAAGAUGAGGACGAUGACAAGAAGCAGGUCAUGCGCCACCGCCACCACCGCCGGAGAGAAGACGUCCACAUCUUGCCUCACAAACCUGUGUUUGGCUCCAUGGGGCCUUUGCGAUUUCAGCUCAAUAUCCUGCAGUACAUUUUGGACUUCUCCAGCCUACAGCAGGAUGCUAUCAAUGAGGCGGAGGAACGCGCACAGAUAGAGGAGGACGAGAAGAAGAAGGUGAAAACCCUGCAAGGGCGCGAGCCACGAGACGAUGGGCCUAUCGAGACGGUCGUGAUGAGUGAUGGACAGACAAUCACUCUUGAUCGCAAGUACAUGAAGAGCAUGGCAGAGAUCAACAGCAACACCGACUGCUCCAGCGAGAACAUUGAAAGCGAAGACGCGUCGGAUCCGGCUGGCAGCAAUGUGAGUAGCGGUGGUGCUGCCUCACCCGCAUCCUACCGGGGAGCUAACACGCGUGUUGCACGGCAUCGUUCGGAGCACGGCGAUGGCAUUCCCAAAGCCAGCCGACUUGAGUUUUGCAAGGGGAUCCUUGCUAGCUUCGGCAUUCUGCGUGGUGGAGAUGAUGGAAAUGGCCGGGUGAAGCAGCGGGUGGCCAGGAAAUUUAGAGAGUUGGACGAGGAUGGUGAGGGCAUCUCGCUAGCGGACGUAGCAACGCUGCUCACGGAUGUCCUCGGGCGGAAGCUGGAUCGUGAUGCCAUGCUGCGACUGGCUGCCAAUGUCUUCGACAACGCUGAAAAGUCAGAACAGGAUCUUCUGCAACUGGCAGACGUCUUGGGCUCCCUUGAGUCCGUCACAGCGGACUUCAACGCCCUUGUGAAACGGAGGGAACAGCACAGCUCUGGCCAGACCGCAAAUGAUGGCGAGAUGUCUUGGGCCUGUGUUCAGAGACUGUCUGGCUUGGUAUUGCCACCCGACAGCAUUUGGCUGCGAGUUUGGGACACGCUGCGCAGGGGCGUGAUCAUUUACUUUAUGCUUGAGGUCCCCAUGCGCUUUGCCAUCAGCAACGUGGACAUGCUGCCGGAGCCAAGCCGGACCAUCUUCUUGACGAUUAACGUCUCCUUUGAUGCCUUCAUGUUUCUGAACCUGCUGCUCACCUUCAUGCGGGGUUACGUCCAGAGCUCCGGUGUCACGGUCAUGGACUUCCAUCAGAUUCGCGUGCGAUACCUCCUGGGCAAUUUCAGUUGGGAUGUUCUCGCUUGCUUUCCCAUUGAUCUGCUGGUUGCUGGAUUCUAUGACUCGCGGGAGUAUGCGACAUGGAGGUUGUUCAAGCUGCUCCACUUGCGCCACUUAUUUGGUAAAGGCCAGGGCCGCGUCUCGGAGACCUCGGGAGGCUUCCUCUUCACCUGCUUCAAGAUCAUGCUGCAGCUCUAUGUGCUCUUGCACUUCAUGGCCUGUACCCUCUGGUAUCUUGGCAAUGGAUGGCCUACAGACAUUGAAUUCCAGGAACAGACUACUUCGGGCUACGACGGGCCUGGAUGGUUCCGCAUCUAUGAAGGCAUGUCGCAUCGGCUGGGUGUCGUGAACCAGCCGCAUGUGCCGGUACUGGAGCAAUAUGUGCUGUCUUUGUAUGGGAUGAUGCUCCUGUUGACAAAUGACAGCACCGAUCUGCUAAACCCCUCCAGCUACUACGAGCUGGGGUGGCUCAUAGUCUGCUUCAUCGUGUCCGUGGCCCU
Messenger RNA from Symbiodinium sp. CCMP2456, 4202 nucleotides. NCBI's taxonomy places the organism in Eukaryota, Dinophyceae, Suessiales, Symbiodiniaceae. The record is from the annotation of a GenBank genome assembly.